Bipolaris maydis ATCC 48331 is the source of this 561-nucleotide messenger RNA. The record is from RefSeq and is a predicted model, not a curated record. NCBI's taxonomy places the organism in Eukaryota, Fungi, Ascomycota, Dothideomycetes, Pleosporales, Pleosporaceae.
AUGGGCCUUGAUGACGCAGUGCAACGAGAAUACCGGUUGCCCUCUCCAUCCCCAUUGCCAGCCCCGGCGCUAAACGCGUUGUGCGAAGACGCCAUGGCCAAACCUGAAUUCCAAUUUGCCCUGCAGCGCGGGGGGCCCUGCGUGUGCGAGCCCGUUGCAGACUUGCCCGUCGCGGGCUGCUGUGCGGUGCAGUGCGCUGUGCUGUGCUGUUCUGCUGUGCUCUGCCGUGCCGUGUCGUGGCGCAUAUCGGCGUGCUGUGGUGGUGGUGGUACGGAGACGACGCCCGCAAGGCACAACACCACACUACCACACUACCACACCACCACACCACACCACUGCCAGUUCACCACCGUGACCCUAGGCACACGCGUCGGUGUAGGCGCUUGCCGUGUGCCAGCGACGCCACCCACCUUGGACCCAAUUCGCGGCAACCAUCGAUCGAGAUCCAAGACGCGUCUUUCCCCUCAAGCCCCCGAACUUCACCCCGUACUUCACCGAGUGGCAAGCCAUCCGUCUUCAUGUCCAGCAUCCAGGCGCGCCUCGACGGGUAGUCGGUUCUAG